GAGUAUGGGAGGAGAUGGGAUGUUCCCAAUGCGCAUGUGUAGACAGUGAUCUGUGCUGCGGUGGAAAAGGGGCUGGAGACACACAACUAAAGAGAUGGCGCGGCACCCGACCGGAGCGCAAGGACAGCUGGCUGGCGGUGGGGGGGCUUGAAUUAUAAAGAAAAUCAGAAAAAAAUAAUAAUAACAAACAAAAACAACGACGACAAAAAGAAUUAAAAAAAAAAAACGGGAUUCAGAAAAGGAGUUUCCAUUCCGCAAAACAGCGUCAGAGGUAGGAGAAUAUAUAUGUGACUAUAAGGACAGAGAGGAGGCAAUAGCAAAGGAGGCUCCUGCAAGAGGAAGAAAAAGCAACAAAAUAAAAUUGAACUUUACUGGACGUGAGGACUUCUGGACAUCACCUAACUGCGCUAGACCAGAUAGAUGGUUUGUCCACAGCGCUGCCCGGAUCAUGAACGCACAACUGUCGAUGGAUAUUGGCGACCUGCACGGAGUGAGCCAUGAGUCCGUGGCCGGUCACGGACAGCUGCUGAGUGGCCACAGUCCGCAUGGCCGUCCAAGCCCCCGGGGUCUGAGCCACCGCGCUAUGGGCAUGGCCAACCUACUGGACAGCGGAGACUAUCACCCCGGUCACCACGGACACUUGCAUCCAGCCAUCAGCAUGUGUGAAGCCCCCCCUGGCAUGAGUGCGAGCAGCACUUACACAACCCUAACCCCCCUGCAGCCCUUACCCCCCAUCUCCACCGUGUCCGACAAGUUUCCUCCCCAUCACCACCACCACCACCACCACCAUCCCCAUCAUCCUCACCAUCAUUCCCACCAGAGGAUCCCCGGAAAUGUCAGCGGAAGCUUCACGUUGAUGCGAGAGGACCGGAGUCUGGCGCCUAUGAACAGUCUGUAUCCCGCAUAUCAUCACAAAGAUCCCUGUAUGGGCCAGAGCCUCUCCCCGUUGUCUGGUUCCGGUCUGGCCAGCAUACACACGUCUCAGGCCGGCAUCCCUCCCUAUGCUCAUCCCGGUGCCGCCAUGCCUGGUGAGAAGAUGCUCACUCCCAGCGGGUUUGAGGCUCACCACCCGGCCAUGCUCGGCAGACACACGGAGCAGCACAUGACCUCCUCAGCGGGCAUGGUACAAAUCAACGGCCUCCACCACCACCCGCAUGCCCACAUUGGCGCGCAGGGGCACGGCCAGGGGCUGGGGAACAGCCAGGAGCAGGCCUCCGGGCCGGGGCAGCAAGGGGGCGGCGGUGGAGGGGGUGGUGUUUCUGGGGGCCAGAUGGAGGAGGUGAAUACCAAAGAGGUGGCGCAGAGGAUCACCACUGAGCUGAAGCGCUACAGCAUCCCUCAGGCCAUCUUUGCCCAGCGGGUCCUGUGCAGGUCCCAGGGGACCCUGUCCGAUCUGCUGAGAAACCCCAAACCUUGGUCCAAACUCAAGUCCGGUAGAGAGACCUUCCGCCGCAUGUGGAAGUGGCUGCAGGAGCCUGAGUUCCAACGCAUGAGUUCACUCAGGCUCGCAGGUGAGCGAAGCCUCGCAUGUAAGCGUAAGGAACAGGACCACGGCAGAAGCGAGCGGGGGAGCGGGUCCAAGAAGCCCCGGCUGGUGUUCACAGAUGUGCAGCGGCGGACGCUCCACGCCAUCUUCAAGGAGAACAAGCGUCCAUCCAAAGAGCUGCAGAUCACCAUCGCCCAGCAGCUGGGCCUCGAGCUGACCACAGUCAGCAACUUCUUUAUGAACGCACGCCGCCGGAGCCUGGAUAAGUGGGUGGACGACGGCUCCGGUCACCCACCCAACUCUGGCCUCAAUGCCUGCACCAAAGCCUGAAGACGGACUGAUUUGACCAACUCCUGGACUGACUCAACCUCGGUGGAAAAGCUUUAAAACUUAAGAGACACAAAGAGAAACUUAAAAAGACCUUGAAGCAACGUUUUGCCCUUAAACCUGUACUAUAUUGAUAUUUAUAGUAUCCAAAGAUGAAAAAAAACAAACCAAAGACUUCUUGUUUGACCUGCUUUGAAAAGUUGUUUUCAGCAACACAUUUAAGUGUAACAUACUGCAAAAAGACUAUAGUUUACCCCCCCACCCCCCCUUCACACAUACUCACUGUCACUGGUCUCUAGCUUUACUACACCCCCCCACACCUCCCUACCCAGUAUCAAUCUAUCAUUCGCCAUCCUUAUCUUUAAUCUGAUUGGUUGGUUUUAAUGAUGGGUACCUACAUGGAGGUUUAAUCAGCCGAUUUGCAGUCUGAUCUGCAGCUGUCCACACCCUUGAAAAACAGCCAGAAUGUGGAGCUCCGGUGGGAUUGGCCAAUCAACUUUAAAGACAAAGAAAUCCUACAGGAGCAGCUGGAUUGUUGUGCAACCUUGUUUGGAUCGGUGGCGGUGGACAGUCUGUCUAUCUGUCUGUCCAGCUGUCUGUCUCUCUAUCAAGCAUUCCAGACAGACGGGGAAAUGCCCAUGCGUAGACUGCUAACCCAAAAACCCGACCCUGAAGCAAACCAAAAACACCCUAACCUCAACCCUCAUGGUAGUGCUUUCUUCCAACAUGCUGAAGCGUUGAAUGAUUUAAACAAGAGAAACCAAAGCCUUCUACACCCUGAAGCCUCUCGUGCAGCUUAGAAAUAAAAACCACUUCAGAACCUGCUAUGAAGUAAUUUGACCAAAGAGUAUAUUUUGUAGCUGAUAAUCUUGAGAGUAUUUUUACCUCAUUUCCUCCCUUACCUCCUGAGAUAGACUGUUAGUUAGGCGCCACAAAGAAGAGAAUGUCACCGCUUAUGGUCCAGACGACAUUUUGAGUCAUAUGUUCCCUGUAAAUGGAAAUACUAUAUGACACAACGCUGAAAAUUAACUAUUGAUAUUUGCCUUAUAGAUGCCUUCUUAAAUCAAACAAAAUAUUAGGGUUAUAUCUUCGCAAACACUCUCGAGGAUGUUCCUGUAAAAUGCUCAUUGUGAGGAUUAAUCAUUGCAGAUGCAUCAUUUCCUGUAAGUCUGUUUAGCUAAUGCCUACAGAUUUAAUUCAAGUUUAUGUGUUCAAAUGCCAGCAGCUGGAAAACAAAGACUAAUACAUUCUGCAGUUUGUUUUCUCUGCCAGGGUGAAAACAAAAGACGCAGGCUCUCAUGCUCUCUGUGUGGUCGUGACACAUUGAAGGAGACAAGCGGCCUCUGAUGGUCUUUGUUUUUUUCAGGACAAACUGUGUCACCACUCUAAUAAUACGCAUUCAGCAUCGCUCCGUCGUCCCUGUGCGCUUCAUACGUAUUUGAUUUUAUCUCCUCAUCAAAGAUGUUGGGUGGAGGGGAUGAAAUCAAUGAUCAAAUCACUUUCAGGCACUUACACAGCAAUGUCACCUCGUCACCUGAAUACGAAAGCACCCCACCCUCCUCUUGCCAA
Molecule: messenger RNA, 3382 nt
Organism: Anarrhichthys ocellatus (wolf-eel)
Lineage: Eukaryota; Metazoa; Chordata; Actinopteri; Perciformes; Anarhichadidae
Gene: onecut1
Product: one cut homeobox 1
Exons: 2
Coding region: 449-1816 (455 amino acids)
Biological process (GO): regulation of transcription by RNA polymerase II
Cellular component (GO): nucleus
Molecular function (GO): DNA-binding transcription factor activity, RNA polymerase II-specific; RNA polymerase II cis-regulatory region sequence-specific DNA binding
Source: RefSeq, a predicted model, not a curated record